AUGAAGAAAGUGUGGCUCAUGACUGGACUCAUGAUCACUGCUCUCUGCUGCUCGGCCACACCGUGGGCACCCAACGCGGCGGCUCCCAGUCAGUGCUGCUUCAGCUUCAGCUCAAAGGAGAUCCCUCCGAGUCGCAUUAUCUCUGUCGUCCCGACUGGCAAAAGGUGCUCCAAGAAGGGCUUCAUAGUCACCACUCCUCAAGGAAAAGUGUGUGUCGCCCUGAACCAGGGGUGGAUGAAAAGAAAAAUAGUGGAUUUGCUUGAUUCUUAA
Knipowitschia caucasica is the source of this 270-nucleotide messenger RNA. The record is from the annotation of a GenBank genome assembly. Lineage: Eukaryota; Metazoa; Chordata; Actinopteri; Gobiiformes; Gobiidae.